Spinacia oleracea (spinach) is the source of this 1883-nucleotide messenger RNA. RefSeq lists its product as uncharacterized. The transcript has 4 exons. NCBI's taxonomy places the organism in Eukaryota, Viridiplantae, Streptophyta, Magnoliopsida, Caryophyllales, Amaranthaceae. Bases 685 to 1533 code for a protein of 282 amino acids. The record is from RefSeq and is a predicted model, not a curated record.
AAUUACAAAGCUUUUUGUGCGACUUAGAGGUUGUUUGGCCAAGCUUCUCUAGGUGUUUCUCUACUUGAGAAACAAUUUUUGGGCCAAACAAGGGGUAAACAAAGAGGAGAAAUGCUUCUUAGAGAAGUCCAAAAUAGUUUCUAGUAAAGAAGAGAAGGAGAAACACCAAUUUGGAGCUUCUCCAAAGUGUUUCUCGGGGAACUGUUUCCCCUCUUUAAUGAAAUAUUUUUUCGGACAAAAAUAACCUUAUCUUUUAACAAUAUUCCUUAGAAGUCUCAUCUAACCUUAAUACUCCCCUCCCUUCUUUCUCUCACCUUCCCGAAGAGAAGCCCAGUACUACUCCCUUGUUCUCUGCUCCAACGCCUCUCUCAUGAACAUCUAAAUUUUUAAAAAAUCAACUCUACCUCACGGGAAGAUGCAACCAGGAAAUCUACGACCACCGGCACCAUCUUUUCGUCCACCUAAAAAGAGUUCAGUAGUUGACAAGGUGAAAAAUAUUGCUGGUAAUUCUCUUCCUUUACCUACACAUCCAGCACACAACUCUUCUAAUGAGAUUAGUUCAAAUGGAAGUGAUAAUGAUGACGAAAUGGGUUCAAAUGGAAGUGAAAAUGAUGACGAACCGGGUUCAAAUAGAAGUGAUAUUGAUGAUGUACUGGAUGAGUACUCGGAAGAAGAAAUCAGCAAAUGCUAUUACUAGAAGAGUUGAGGGGAAAGGAAAUGAUGUUAUAUGCUGCUACAGGGGUAGCGAUACUAACCAAAUACUAUCUCAAGUAUUUGGUUAAACAACCCCCUAGAGUUUCACUGUGUUCUGGAUGGCAAUGGCUACAAGAAGUUUUAUCUACUCCAGGUGAGAGCUACAGAAUAUUGAGGAUGGAACCUCAUGUGUUUCGCGGUCUUGCCAAAUUAUUGGUUGACAAAUAUGGUUUAAAGUCGACUAGGACAAUGCUUGCCGAAGAAGCACUUGGUAUCUUUAUAUAUCUAUGUGCUCAAUUUCAGUCUAAUCGUAAUAUGCAAAAUAGAUUUAAGCAUUCUGGUGAAACCAUAAGCAGGAAAUUUCAUGAAGUUCUCAAGGCAAUGACGAGAUUUUCUAGAGACAUUGUAAGGCCCUUGGAUCCUGAUUUUAAAGAGGUUCCUGUUAAGAUUAAGGAGAGUUACAAAUAUUGGCCAUACUUUAAGAAUUGUAUCGGUGCCAUUGAUGGCACACAUAUUCCAUGUGUUGUUUCCGAGGAAGAUAAAAUCCCCUAUAUAGGGCGCAAGGGAUACACAACUCAAAAUGUUUUGGCGAUUUGUGAUUUUGAUAUGCUUUUUACCUAUCUUGUUGCUGGGUGGACUGGAUCGGUUCAUGAUAAUCGCAUUUUAAAAGAUGCAAUGGAAGAUAAAAAGAAGGCUUACCCUCAUCCACCAGAAGGAAAAUAUUACGUUGUUGAUGCGGGUUAUCCUAAUAUGAAAGGAUUUUUGGCUCAUUUCAAAGGUGAAUGGUAUCAUGUUCCUGACUUUGUGUCGUUCAACACAACCUCCAACGGGUUACUAUGAAAUUUACAAUUAUACACAUUCCUCCUUGAGGAACGUUAUUGAGAGGACAUUUGGUGUAUGGAAAAAAAGAUGGAGGGUUCUCUCACUAAUGCCUAGCUUCCCAUUAGAAACACAAAAAAAAAUAGUUGCGUCAACAAUGGCUAUGCAUAAUUAUAUUAGAAGACAUGCACUUGAAGAUUUGGAAGUUGAUAAGUGAGACAUGGAUCCUAAUUAUAUUCCACAGGUUGAAGGAGAGGAAAUUUUUAUAGGGACUUCAACUACUUCCGGAGAUGAACAUGAUUGUUCAAUGGACGAUGAUAAUAUGGAGCCCAUUCGCCAUAAUAUUGCAGCUUUGUUGUUAAAAGGCCGUG